AUGGCGGGUCCACGACUUCCCUUUCUCUGGCCGAUGCUGGCCAAAGGAGGGCUGGAAAUAUCAAAUCCAGCUCUCCGCUCCGCCAAAGCUGCUGGGCGCAUUCGAGCACUACACUCCACGCCGAAGCGCAGACAGGCCGAUGCACCCUCACAGCGCUAUGGCACCGCCAAUCAACCGCCAGAUCAUUUGGGAGGAGGGAAAGUGGUUCCGGUCACACCCAAGCCGACGGAACAAGCAAAGGCAUUACCGAAGAUUGGGGAGAAGCUGCAGCAUGAUGGGGAGGUGGAAAAUGGACAAGCAGAGAAGAAUCCUACAACUGUCGACGAGAAUGCAACGGUGAAAUCGGCGGGAAAAUCCUCCGGAUCUCUAAAUGCAGCAUCGUCUGAAAAGCCCGUGGAAUCAUUACUAGAAACGAUCCCCGAGCAACAAUCCAAGGACCAACAAUCCACCACCUCAUCCUCAUCCACAGACAAACCCAACCCCACACCCAAAGUAGACGACCAUGCCCCACCAGUCAAACCCCCUCAUAUGGACACACCCCGCCACGUCCACCACUUCGACUCCUACUCCCUCGUCCAACAACUUGAAGACUCCGGCUGGACCGAAGACCAAGCCAUAACAGUCAUGAAAGCCAUGCGGUUGAUGCUCUCGGAAAACAUCGACCUCGCCCGGGAAGCUCUCGUUUCCAAAUCUCAAGUCGAGAACGAAACAUAUCUCUUCCGCGCUGCGUGCGCCGAACUCAAAACUGAAGUCACAUCGCGAAGGAAAUCCGAGCAAGAAAAGAUGCGUACGGAACGAACACAACUGCAACACGAGAUGGAGAUUCUCAAUCAGAAAUUAGGGCAGGAAUCUGCUGCGAUGAAAGACGAAUUGAGAGGAAUGUUUGACGAUAGGAAGAUGGCUGUGCGGAACGAACAACGCAAUACGGAGAGCAAAGUCCAGAAACUCAAUUACCAAAUCACGGUAGAUCUCCAAGCCGACGCAAAGAGCGAAGUCGAAGGAUUAMGAUGGGUCAUGACGAGACGAGUCAUUAUUGCUUUGGGAAGUGUAAUUUUUAUGGUUGUGGGGAGUUUGAAAUUGGCUAGCAGUGUUAUUCAAGAUCAGGAAGCUGAGGCGAAGAGGAGGGGAAAGAUGAGGAGUGGAGGGACGCAGACUGAUGGCGGUCCCGGUGGUGGUGGUGGUGGAGGAGGGAAUGGAGGGUAUAGAGAUUCGGGAAAUCAGGGUCUUUCCCCUGGUGAUGUGUUCAUCAAGGAGAGUGGAGAGAAUCCUGCGCUGAUUACGCUGGGAUAG
Ramularia collo-cygni is the source of this 1290-nucleotide messenger RNA. RefSeq lists its product as uncharacterized. Gene Ontology annotation, cellular component: mitochondrion. NCBI's taxonomy places the organism in Eukaryota, Fungi, Ascomycota, Dothideomycetes, Mycosphaerellales, Mycosphaerellaceae. The record is from RefSeq and is a predicted model, not a curated record. The coding region runs from base 1 to 1290 and encodes 429 amino acids. The transcript has a single exon.